This is a messenger RNA of Peromyscus eremicus (cactus mouse), 1377 nucleotides long. RefSeq names its product speckle-type POZ protein-like. Lineage: Eukaryota; Metazoa; Chordata; Mammalia; Rodentia; Cricetidae. Gene Ontology annotation, molecular function: ubiquitin protein ligase binding. Gene Ontology annotation, cellular component: nucleus; cytoplasm. The record is from RefSeq and is a predicted model, not a curated record. Gene Ontology annotation, biological process: proteasome-mediated ubiquitin-dependent protein catabolic process; regulation of proteolysis.
AUGGCAGGGAUGCAGGUUCCAAGCUGCACAUUGGCAGAUAAGCUAGGAGAGCUCUGGGAGAAUUCCCACUUCACAGACUGCUGCCUGGUGGUAGCUGGCCGGGAAUUCCAGGCUCAAGAGGCCAUCUUAUCAGCUCACUCUCCAGUUUUCAGAGCCAUGUUUCAACAUGACAUGAAGGAGAGCAAAAGUAGCCAUGUCGAGAUUCAUGACCUGGAGCCGCAAGUCAUUAAGACAAUGAUGGACUUCAUUUACACCGGAAAGGCACCAGACCUGGACACACUCAAACUUCCUCAAGGAGACAUGGCAGGAGAUGAGAUAGCCCAGAGAUGGGACCACACACAAAUCAGCGUUCAGGAUUUCUCCUAUAGGUGGACCAUCAGCAACUUCCCUUUUAUUGCUGAGGAAAUGCGGCAAAGCAUUAGAAGCCCAACUUUCUCAAUAGGAGCCAACGACAAAUGGUGUUUGAGAGUAUACCGGAAAGGAGUCAAUGAAGAAAGCGCAGAUUACCUGUCAGUUUACCUAGUGUUGCUCAACUGUCUGAAGAGUCAUGUUUGGGCAAAGUUCCAGUUCUGGAUCAUAAGUGCCAAAGGAGAGAAAACCAGUGUCAUAAAGAGCCCAAGAGCCUUUAGAUUCGUGCCAGGCCAGGACUGGGGUUACAAAAAGUUUAUUCUUUGAGAUUUUCUCUUUUUCCGUGCAUUUAUGCUUCUUCCAGAUGACCAGCUCACCCUUGUCUGCAAGGUGAACAUGGCCCAGGUCUCUUUGAGCCUCUCUGACCAGAACAAGAAGCCAGGAAUUCUGGUGCCCAGAUGCACAUUGGCAGAUGAGCUAGGAGAGCUGUGGAAGAAUUCCCAAUUCACAGACUGCUGCCUAGUGGUAGCUGGCCAGGAAUUCUGGGCUCACAAGGCCAUCUUAGCAGCUCGCUCUCCAGUUUUCAGAGCCAUGUUUCAACACGACAUGGAGGAGAGCAGAAAGAAUCGCGUUGAGAUCCCUGACCUGGAGCCACAAGUCUUCAAGGUAAUGAUGGACUUCAUUUACACAGGAACAGCACCAGACCUGGACAGCAUGGCAGCUGCUGUGCUGGCAGCUGCUGAUAAGUAUGGCCUGGAGCGUUUGAAGGUCAUGUGUGAGCAUGCCCUCUUCAGGGACAUCUCUGUGGAGAAUGCUGCCACACUCUUCCUGGCUGACCUCCACAGCUCAGGGCAGCUGAAAACCCAGACACUGGAUUUCAUUACAGCUCAUGCUUCUGAGGUCUCUGAGACCUCAGGCUGGAAGAUAAUGGUGGGCUCUUAUCCCCACUUAGUGGUUGAAGCUUAUGGUUUCAUGCCUGCUCACUGCCCUUUCUUGAAGCACCCUAUUAAAUGCUUGAAGCGAUCCUAG